Molecule: messenger RNA, 3817 nt
Organism: Schizosaccharomyces octosporus yFS286
Lineage: Eukaryota; Fungi; Ascomycota; Schizosaccharomycetes; Schizosaccharomycetales; Schizosaccharomycetaceae
Product: ribosome biogenesis protein Rrp12
Exons: 1
Coding region: 105-3605 (1166 amino acids)
Source: RefSeq, a predicted model, not a curated record
UAGUUCCUGCACGUACUUCAGUAAAGUAUGGUCUCUCAGGAAAAGGCAAGUUUCAAUUUACCUUCAGCACAAAACCCAGGCAUUUCCUAGGGAUUCUAUCCUCAAUGAAUCAGGUUCAUGGAUCUUUAGAGAAUGAUCUUCUCAAAUUUCGAACUCUUCCCUCUAAAGGGAAUAUCAAUGAGUUUGACAUCCUUGUGAGCGCAAUUGAAAGUUCAUUGAAAGAACAGAAAACAGAUGCCUCACCUACCGCGUAUUUGGUUGCAUUAUUGUCUCUUAUUAAGGAAAUUAAUGAUUUAAAUAAAGGAAUGCGGGUUCAGUCAUUCCAAUUACUGGAAGUCAUUGUCAAACAUGUUGCUCCUAAUGUUUUACAGGCAAAAUUACCCCAAAUUAUGUCGGUUCUCGUUCCUAUUGUGAACAGAGAAGAACCUAACAAGGUCUUUUUUGUUCACUAUCUAAAUGUCAUUGAGCGACUUUUAAUUACUCAGGAUUACAGCUCUUGGGUUAAGGGCGAUUCUUGUAAAACUGCAACUUACAUCCUUCUCUUUUUUGCAUUGUCGACUUCUGAAAAGCCUAGAUCUCGUGCAUUACAAGUCCUUGCAAAGGUUUUAAAAUCACCACCUCCAGGCCCUGUUUUUGAGCAUCCGGCUAUGAAGUACGUGACUGGUGAAUCAUUGCGUUUAUUGGAAACUCUCUCUGUUGCUAGAAAGUCAAAAACUCCUGCAGAGAUUCAACGCUUGAAUCAUGGUCUUUUACUUGUUCGCACUAUUUGUUUGUCUGCCCCUUGGCCAUCGGCACAACUUACCAGAUUGUGCAAUGUUUGCACUCAAAUCGUUGAACAACGAAGCACACAAUCGAUUUACCUGGUGUUUCAGAUAUAUGAAGGGUUGUGCAAGAAGUUCUCGGAUACUACAAACUUUGAGGGACUUCGAUUAGCUCUUAGCACUCUACAAAAGCUUCAACCUUCCGAAUAUGAUUCUCAGCUUUUGGUCCCAUGGUUGAAGGCAAUGAACAGUGCUGUUGCUUCUUUAAAUAGUCUUUCCAAGCCUGAAGCUGUGUCGGAUUGUGUAACUAGAUUCUCCCGCGUAUUUACUUUACUUGAGUCGGAUUCCGUCGAAGUACGCUUAGAGGCAGCUAAUACAUUAUCCACCAUAGUAUCUUGCUUAGACGAUUCACCAGGAUCUCUUUCUAUUGCAUCUCAACUUUGUAAUCAUCUAUGUGAAGCUCUCAAGAGUGUUCAUUAUCGCUUUGCGUAUCCCGAGUGUUUUCAAAUCAUCUCUCGAUUGUGUGAAACCAUCGGAAAGCAAAGUGAUCCUGUUUUAAUUUCUGCUUUGAGACUUAUUGAUUAUCUACGUGGUGCUGAAACAUUUGAUGGAAAGGUUUUAGCAGAUGAGGUUAUAGGUACUUUUAUUCGCGUGCUUGGACCAGAAGCUGUUCUGAACGUAAUUCCUUUGAACUUGGAGAUGCAAACAGCCAAUGCUGUUGGUCGUGCUUGGCUUCUUCCGGUUUUGCGAGAUAACAUUAUGUUUACAAACCUUUCUCAUUUUACCAACUACUUCAUUCCCCUUAGUGGAACCCUUUACCAAAAGGUAUUAGAUAUGGAGGAUCUUGAUAGUGUUCCCGCUAAGUUGUACCAAACACUUGUUGAUCAGAUAUGGGCGUUAUUACCUGGUUAUUGCUAUCUUCCAGUCGAUUUACAAUUAGCAUUCACCAAUGACUUCGCUGGUGUUCUCGUGAAUGUCUUAUACGAGCAAGUUAGUCUUCGCUCGACAAUUUGCAAUAGUUUAACAUUGUUAGUUGAAACCAACCAUAAAGUCGCGAAUAAUGUUCCUCUUGAGGAUGGUGUUCCUGUUCCGUUAGAGGCUCAAGAAGCUAUAAGCAACUUGCAAUUUUUGGGUAAUAUUGCUUCCAACUUUCUUUCUGUCUUGUUGAAUGUCUUCUCGUCUACUGCUUCUCAAUUCCGUUACCCUAUUCUAAAGUGUAUCCAAACGUGGCUCUCUAUUUCUCCACCAGAUACAGUUUCUUCUAUUUACAGGAAGAUUACUGAUCUUCUUCCCAACAGUUUAGAUGAAUUAGCUGGCUCCUAUAAGAUUGCUGGUGAUAGUACUGCAACGCCAAUGGCUUAUUCUUUGAUGGAUUUGCUUGUUGUUUUAUCUUCUUUUUUGAAUCAAGAGUAUUGUCCAGCAUUGUUUAAUUACGUCCAGGAGUUCUUAAAUCAUCGGGAUGCGGCAAUUCAAAAGAAAGGCUAUAAAUUGUUGUCUGCUAUGUUGCGUACAGAAUUUGGAAGAGGAUACGCAAAUCUGAAUAUGGUAAAAGUCUUCGAGUUGUUGUUUAGUGUAUCUAGUCGUGUCAUUUCUUCAACUCGUAAGGAUCGCCUGGUCUGUUUAACAGAACUCUUCAAGAUUCAAUCUGACGAGCUUAAUAGUGUUAUUCCUAAGGUGCUACCGGAAGCAAUUAUUGCAACCAAAGAAGUUAACGAAAGAGCUCGUUCUGCUGCUUUCCAGCUCUUGAUGACAAUUGCUGCUUCUGCGGUGCAAUCUAAUUUAUUUGGCGAUUCUAUUCCAAUUAGAGUAGAAAAGUUUCUUUCAGUUAUUAGUGCCGGUUUAGCAGGUUCAUCUACUCAUAUGAUUAGCGCUGCUAUUAUUGCAAUUUCGAGUGUGGUUCUUGAAUACAAGGAGUAUCUUACGCAACAAUUUUUGCUUGAAUUGAUGAAUACUAUGAAUUUAUUCAUGAAAUCUGCAAAUAGAGAAAUCGCUAAAGCAGCUAUUGACUUUACCAAGAUUGCUAGCUCCACCUUGCCUUCAGAUUUCGUAAAACCACUUCUCCCCGAUCUCGUCCCUAAUCUUCUAUCCUGGUCCCACGAAAGCAAGGGUCAUUUCCGUGCCAAGGUUAAGCAUAUUCUAGAGAAGAUGGUGCGAAAAUUUGGUGUUGCAACCGUGGAGCCAUAUGUGCCGGUUGCUGACAAGAAGCUAAUUACAAACAUUCGUAAAACACAAGAGCGAAAAUUGCGUAAACGUGGCCAAAAGAAUGAAAACAAUCUCAAGCCAGCCGUGCCCCGUAAGAAUUUCGCUUCCGCUUAUGAGCAGGCUGUUUAUGACACAGACAGUGAGGAAGAAGAGGAGUAUAUGGACGAAACCAUGGAAGAUGCAAACAGCACAAGAUUGGAGAAAUCAUAUGUCAAAGAAGAUGGUGAAGAUGAACCGUUGGAUUUGCUGGAUAUUGAAGCUAUUUCUAAAAUAUCUUCCACUGAUCCCUCGCGACAGAGUAGACGUAAACAAGUGGCUCCUAGCUCUUCAUUCAAAUCAAAUGAAGAAGGUCUUUUGUUGUUUGAUGAGUCUGAAUCGGAAUCAGAUGGUGACGAGGGGCUCAUUGGUGCAAAAGAGCAUGCCGAAGUUAAUCGACAAUAUAUGGAAGCAGUUUCUGGUGAAGCUAGUUUCCAACGAGGAUUAAACAAUAAAGUUAAGUUUAGCAACAAACGUGUACGCGAUGACUUUGAUGAGGAUAUGGAAGAUGCUGAAGCAAGUAAUUCUUCGAAGAAAUCACAGCAAGCUAGGAAGACAUUCUCGAAAAACCGCGGCAAAAAACAGAAAAAGCCAAAACGAUACUAAGAAAAGAUACCUACAAUUGCUAAUCAUAUUAUCUUGAAUGAUUGGUCUUUGUUUUAGAACUACCAUGGACUUGAAUUGCUUAUUCAUAGGCCGGCAAAGAUGAUUUAUUUCCGGGUACAUUUCGGUUGGGUUUAAUACGGUUUUUUGGGUAAAGGAAUAUAUAGUUUAAUUAAAAUUAAUAGAAAAUAUUUUUGAUGGAAAUCCGUUCUCUU